AUGGCAUACAAGAAGGUUGGACCUCCUCCUAAAAGUUUACCACCGUUGCCUCGGUUGAAACUUCGUAAGCCAACCGUUGCGAAGACCACGAACCAAUGUUACGUACUUAUGCUGAAUUUGUUGAAUUGUUGGGCGUCUAACGGAGAAGGUUCGUCCCUGUGCAAGGCUUUGGAAAAUGAUUUGAAGUCUUGUAUGGAAACCUUCAAGCCCCAACCGGAGAGAUUAUCGUCGAUCAACUAUCACGCUCAACGGUUGUACCCUAAGUUGAGAGGUAAGGUUAACGAUUAA
Messenger RNA from Diutina rugosa, 288 nucleotides. RefSeq names its product mitochondrial 37S ribosomal protein mS37. Gene Ontology annotation, molecular function: structural constituent of ribosome. The coding region runs from base 1 to 288 and encodes 95 amino acids. The transcript has a single exon. Gene Ontology annotation, cellular component: mitochondrial small ribosomal subunit. Gene Ontology annotation, biological process: mitochondrial translation. The record is from RefSeq and is a predicted model, not a curated record. Lineage: Eukaryota; Fungi; Ascomycota; Pichiomycetes; Serinales; Debaryomycetaceae.